This is a messenger RNA of Sus scrofa (pig), 12103 nucleotides long. It is a transcript of the gene ACSS3, whose product is annotated as acyl-CoA synthetase short chain family member 3. Gene Ontology annotation, cellular component: mitochondrial matrix. The record is from RefSeq and is a predicted model, not a curated record. NCBI's taxonomy places the organism in Eukaryota, Metazoa, Chordata, Mammalia, Artiodactyla, Suidae. Gene Ontology annotation, molecular function: propionate-CoA ligase activity.
GACCCCCGCCCGCCCCGCCCCGCCCGCGGCAGCCUGUGGCUUCUUCCCCCGUCGCUCCAGGUCGGUUUUUCCCGGCGACUCUAGGGGGACUUUCAAACUCCCGGGCUCCGGGACACCUCGGAAUUUGCCCCCGCUUCCCGCUCGCUCCCCUCGGGCCCCGGAGCGUCGCGAGCGCCCCAGGGGUCGCCCCAGGAGGGCGCUCGGGACCGCGGGCAGCGCAGCCUGCAAGCAGGGGGACGCCGGCGGCAGCGACGAUGAAGCCGUCGUGGUUGCAGUGUCGCAAAGUCACCGGCGCCGGGGGACUCGGGGGGGCCCUGCCCGCGUCCUCUCCCGCUCGGGGAGCCGGCCUGGCCCGCAGAGCGUUCGUGGCCCCCGGCCCGCGGGGAGCUCUCGCGGGCCGGGGCUGCCGGGUGCUGUCCUCGAGCUGCGGCGAGUACAAGCGCCACUUCGCGGCCUCGGUGGCCGACCCCGAGAGGUUCUGGGGCAAAGCCGCGGAGCAGAUUAGCUGGUACAAGCCGUGGACCAAAACGCUGGAGAACAGACAUUCGUCUUCCACCAGUUGGUUUGUGGAAGGGAUGCUGAACAUGUGCUACAACGCCAUCGAUCGUCAUAUCGAAAGUGGGAAGGGGGACAAGGUCGCCAUCAUUUACGACAGUCCCGUCACAGAUACGAAAGCCACCAUUACCUAUAAAGAAGUCCUGGAGCAGGUCUCCAGGCUGGCUGGUGUUCUGGUCAAGCAUGGCGUCAGCAAGGGGGACACUGUGGUCAUUUACAUGCCCAUGAUCCCUCAGGCAAUGUACACCAUGCUGGCCUGUGCCAGGAUAGGCGCCAUCCACAGCCUCAUAUUUGGGGGAUUCGCAUCCAAAGAACUAAGCAGCCGCAUUGAUCACGCAAAGCCCAAGGUGGUUGUUACAGCGUCAUUUGGCAUUGAACCUGGAAGGAAGGUAGAAUACAUGCCAAUUCUAGAAGAAGCGAUGAGAAUAGGACAACACAAGCCAGACAAAGUUCUCAUUUAUAAUCGUCCAAAUAUGGAGACGGUUCCCUUGGCUUCAGGGCGUGACCUCGAUUGGGAUGAAGAGAUGGCAAAAGCACAGUCGCAAGAUUGUGUUCCUGUUCUUUCUGAACAUCCACUGUAUAUUCUGUACACAUCUGGAACGACAGGGUUGCCAAAGGGUGUGGUGCGGCCCACUGGGGGCUAUGCUGUGAUGCUCAACUGGACAAUGUCUUCUAUCUAUGGGCUUAAACCUGGAGAGGUGUGGUGGGCAGCUUCUGACUUAGGCUGGGUUGUCGGACAUUCCUAUAUCUGUUAUGGACCUCUUAUACAUGGGAACACAACGGUUUUAUAUGAGGGGAAGCCUGUGGGGACGCCGGAUGCUGGUGCUUAUUUCCGAGUGCUCGCAGAGCAUGGAGUGGCUGCCUUGUUUACAGCGCCGACUGCAAUUAGAGCAAUCCGUCAACAGGACCCUGGGGCCGCCUUGGGGAAGCAGUACUCUUUGACAAGGUUCAAAACAUUAUUUGUGGCUGGAGAACGAUGUGACGUGGAGACCCUGGAGUGGUCCAAAAAGGUCUUCCGAGUCCCCGUCCUAGACCACUGGUGGCAAACUGAGACUGGAUCCCCAAUUACAGCAUCCUGCAUUGGAUUAGGUAACUCCAAAACGCCUCCUCCAGGGCAAGCAGGAAAAAGUGUUCCAGGAUACAACGUUAUGAUUUUGGAUGACAACAUGCAAAAACUGAAGGCGCGGUGUUUAGGAAAUAUCGUGGUAAAGUUGCCAUUACCACCUGGAGCGUUUUCAGGACUCUGGAAGAAUCAGGAAGCAUUCAAGCAUUUAUACUUUGAAAAAUUUCCUGGCUACUAUGACACCAUGGAUGCUGGUUACAUGGAUGAAGAAGGCUAUGUGUAUGUUAUGUCUCGUGUUGACGACGUGAUAAAUGUUGCAGGUCACAGGAUUUCUGCAGGUGCCAUUGAAGAGUCUCUCCUUUCCCAUGGCACCGUGGCGGACUGUGCUGUCGUGGGCAAGGAGGAUCCUUUGAAAGGCCAUGUGCCACUAGCCCUCUGCGUGUUGAGAAAAGACAUAAACAUAACAGAGGGACAAGUUUUAGAAGAAAUUGUGCAACAUGUCAGACAGAGCAUUGGCCCCGUGGCUGCUUUUCGGAAAGCUGUGUUUGUUCAACAGUUGCCCAAAACCCGAUCUGGCAAAAUUCCCCGCGCCGCCCUGUCCGCCCUCGUCAACGGCAAGCCGUACAAGGUGACUCCUACGAUCGAAGACCCCAGCAUUUUUGGGCACAUAGAAGAAGUGCUGAAACAGGCAUUGUGACCUUUUGUUUCUCCUUUUUUUGAAUCCCGUUUCUAAUUGGAGCCAAGUUUUGGAAUUCUUUCCCAGAGAUAAUUUACAUGCAGACUGAAAUGUGAAUCAUAAAGACCUGUGCCUUCUGUUUGAUCAGCCCAAUUAGCACUCUUACCCGUUGCUGCUAGGGUAUCUCAUUAUGGGUUUGCCAGCACUUCAGUUUAAGAAAAAUAUAUCUAAGGCAUGAUUUUUCAAACUGGUACCCACUAAAAAAGAAAAAACAAAACCACUUUGACUGAAAGUGACACUAAUAUCAAGCCACUUCCUUAAAGGGGGGCUCUGCAGCUUUGACCCAAACCUAAAACCCAAGUUGACGUCAGAAAAUAGUUACCCCUUUCUUGGAGAAAUUCUGAGUAUUUUCUAAUAUUCUUGAGAUGCCCACAUGCUUGGUUAUUUUAAAUGAAAGAGCUGUGAUACAAAGUUUUAGGUUGUCAUCUAGACAUGCUUUUGGUAGGAGAAUCUGUCUGGUUAUCAGUCCCCUUCCUGAGGGGAGGGCUGGGUAGCGGGUAUCGUGCCUGGUGCUCAGUCAAGGGAAAUAGACCCAGAGGCGGGUUCAUCCUCUUUCUUCGUCCUGGAGAUGAAGGCUCUUUGGAGCCCCUCCUCCUAUCGGGUUCUUAGCUGUCUGUGUAUUUCUGAGUGAUUCAGCUUCUUUUGGAGAAAAGGCAAUGAUGUAGCAAUGGGUAAACUGGCAGGGAAAGCUCUUAGGAAGAAAUGUAAACAUUUUUUACAUUAUGUUCACGACCAGGAGGAGUUUUAAGGGAAACGCAAAAUCCAUGUUAUGUGAGGUCUCUAAUUUUUAAAUAACUCACUAAAAAACUCACAUCCAAAAAGAAAAAGAAAGUAAAGUAAAGGAGUUCCCGUCAUGGCUCAGUGGUUAACAAACCCGACUGGUACCCAUGAGGAUGCGGGUUCCAUCCCUGGCCUUGCUCAGUCGGUUGAGGAUAUGGUGUUGCCUGGAGCUGUGGGGUAGGUUGCAGACGCGGCUCGGAUCUGGCAUUGCUGUGGCUGUGGUGUAGGCUGGUGACUGUAGUUCUAAUUCACCCCUAGCCUGGGAACCUCCAUGUGCUGUGAGUGCGGCCCUAAGACCCAAAAAAAAAAAAAAACCCAAAAAUAUCAUGUCCAAAGCACAUCUUUCUAUUUAAACUUAGGUAAACUGUUGAGCGUUUAAAAAAAAUAACUGACGAUGAGUCUUUGUUAUUAAGCUUAGGAUAAUAUGUCAAUUAACCAGAGAGUAGAUAGAGAUAGAUUAUUAAAUAUUGGUUUGCUUAGGGUUCCACAUGAGAUCAAUUAUCAAAGACUACAUUUAAACCCCAAAAUAUACCAUAUCCAUUUGAGUCUUUGAUAAUUCUCAAAUUAUCCUUCAAUCUUUCAGUCCAUUGGGAAUGUCAUUUUUAAAAGCAAUUGUCUUAUCAUACUAAUCUGAAUAUGAAAUAUAUCCGAGAGAUAAAAGAGCUUACUGUUUUUUCCUAAAAUUGCUUACAGCUUGUAUAAAGACAUUCUGAAAACGUUAGUUUUUUUGGUUGGACUUUAGACUGUAAAAUGUAUGGCUCCUCAAAGUGAAUGGUUAUUUGCUAAAGGUGACUUUUAGAUUGUUAGAUCUGAAAAAUAUAUCCCCUUCAUGGUUCCUGUUAAUUAUUGUAGUAGCCCAAGUUAAGCCCGUUAGACAUUCAACGUAUAAUUUGAAGCUCUCGGGUUCCUUAAACUGUCUCUUCUCUUAGGUACAUUGUAUCCAUUAUCACAACUGCAAUCUUAACAAAUCAUACCUCUUUUCUGUGUUUUAGCAUUAAAAUAUGUUACCCUAUUUUUUGUAUAAAAUUCAGUUAAUUUGAAAUGGCAAAUUCUUUAGCUGAAUGUGUAUGAUGGUUUGUUAAGUAUAAACUCAGGCAGAUCCAAGAAUUGUGAAAAGGUGACAUCUUUGAGUCUCUUGCACAUUUUUCCUGGUAAUCAAAUCUGAAGGGACACUUUGGCAAGCCGGCUUGAGUUAUUUUCCUGUUAAGUGGGAUUGGGAAACAGUGCGUAAGACUGUGGAAGGGACGUUUUCUUUUAUCUGGUUGAGGAAGUUAAUCUCCUUUGCACGGUCAGACAAAGUACUGUCUAAAUAUGGGGCAGUAGAGAUACAGUCAAGUUACCAGAUGGCUUAAAUUUUUGAAGGAAAAACAAAUUUUCUAUUAAUACUUAACCAUUAAGUAUUUUCACUCAGUAGUAAAGUACUCAGUAGUACAUUUUGAAUUAAAUGUCUUCAAAAAUAACAAUGUUACUAAAAAUGUCACUUACUAAAAUAAAUUCUUGAAAAAUUAAAAUGUAAAUAUCUUCUUUUAAAAUCUGUAGCAGUGUUUGCCAAUGAGUUAUUUUGCUUGUGAAAGUGUAUUAAAUACGUACAGGUGAGAUACUUACAUUUAAAAGCUGUUUUAUCUAUAGAAAAUGAUAUGUGUAGAGGCUUUAUUAAAAAUGUGAAAAUUCAUAAUAGAUGGUCAGAGGGAAGAAAACCAAGGUUCGAAGCUUAAUCCAUUAAAUGGGUUUUAGACUCUGGCAGGAAUGAACUGAUACAUUGAAGAAUAUUUUAUGGUUUUUGAGACAAAUAACUGGAUAUUUUAAUUCCCUAUAGAUUAGAGUCUACUAUAAAUGAUUAAAAUCUCUUAAUAGGUUAUCUCUAAAGAGAAAAAUUGUUUAAAUCAUGAAUGGUAGAUAUAAAUCUAGGUUAUAUUAGUAUGAUACCGUUACCUCUGUGCUAUAUUUUAUUUUUGUAAGGCAAGAUCCCCACAUUCAGAUGGACUUAAAAAGCUCUUCCCCAAUGUUCCUAGUCAGGCGACGUUUUUUUCUAGAAAACAAAAUCACGCUCAUAAGCAAGUUUAGUGCUCCCUCUUGUGGCAGACUCACCUUUGACAAUGAGUAACAGCUUGAGCAUCACUAAGAAUGAUUUUCGUUAGAGUUGAAGUACAAGUUUAAACUCAACGUGACUAGAAAACAACGCUUAAACAGAGACCUGGAAGUAUUUUUUUUUUUUAUUGACAAUGGAGAGGGUUUCUGUAACCAUUACCUGUUGACUGAAUCUGUUAAACAAAAAUGGACAUCAAAACAAAUGGAAUGUACGUGCAAACAUAGCAAAUUAAAUACAAAAAGUAAAUUACUCAUGACAGGUCUUGCGCUUAAUAAGAUCAAGCAGCAGGAAAUCAGCAGUUCGAUAAAUGGUAUUGUUAACAGAUUGUACUUUGAAAUCUCCCAUAUAAACAAAGAAACACCAGUCACACCACCAAGUAAAGCCACAGGGAAGAGAUCACUCUUCUAUACUUUUAUACACUAUGUAUGUUUAUCUUUCUGUCUUUCAUUUAUUUCCUCUGAUAAGACUGACUUCAGGGAAGUCGCAUCAAGGCCCACUCGGCUAAAAGCAUACAAGAUUAGACAUGAGUCUGGCUAAUGCCCUGUUAUGUUGAUCAAAGGGAAGGGUUUCUGGGGUUUUGUGUUUUUUUUUCCAGUGGAAAUGACCUCAGACUCUGCCGUGGUUGACGUGCACUGAACAGCGCUGGCGGGCGGUUCAAGGUAUUCGGAUGAACAUGGGGUGCUCGGUAAAGAAGUUUUUUUUUUUUUUUCUUUUUUUUUUUUUCCCUUGGCCCAUAGGUAAUAAUAAGAGAAGACAAUGCUUUUUUCUUUAUAAAUUUUUUUUUAAAGAAUUGCUUUUGACUCUUGUAAACAGUUUGGCUUUGUUUUGUCUUGAAAAGGAGAUCGAGCCAUCACAGUGCUAUUUCUAAAGAUAGAGGACAUCCCUGAUUGCCUUUACAGGUCUGUUUUUGGCUCCAGUUCCAGGUUAAAUCAUCCCUUUUUACAUGAUCAGAGGCAGGUUUUCAGCUUUAAGGAUCGACAGACUUGAAGGAGAAACACAUGGAAGCAUGAAGCAUGCUUCCAGGAAACAUAUCCAUUUGACUGUUACAAUUCAAAAACUGUAAAAAUGGUGGCAUGGUAAAAUACAAACAGUACUUGGAAUUGUCAAGUGUUUGCACUCAGGACUCCAUGAACCAUAUAUUUUAUUUUUUUAAAAAAUCAUAUUUAUAUCCAUUUACAUAAGACUUACACAUUUAAAAAGAAAUACAUACACAGUAAUACAUAAAUGCCUAGUAUAUUACAGUAAAACAUGAAAAAACAAGUGGCUCCAUUUCAUAAAAGCAUCUGUUGUACAGAAUUUAUGAUGUGGAUGAUGCUUAUUAUUCAAAUGACUGAAGCAUUUUCUUACAAUUGUAGUAAACUCAUCAAACUUAAUAUCCAUUCCCCCCCCACCCCAAAUCACAUUGUCGGCUUACUAAACCGUUAGUUGUGGUUAUUUCUGUAGACUUGAGUCUUGACAAAGGUUUUCGCUGCUUGUCUUCUUGGAUGGUAGUGCACUUUAGGUAGAGUAGACUGAAAAGACGACAUCUAAAAUAGUUAAUGCAGAGCAUUAGUUUACUGAAAAGUCCCAGACUGGAAAUAUCUCCCUCUGCUGCUCUCGGUGCACCUUCAUGCAUCCUGCUUAAUUUCUCUCCUAACAGGUAAUGAGUAGCAUCGUGUUUCCAGUCUAACCGACAGCUGUAUGUGAGCGUUGCUCCGCUCUCAUUUUGUGCAGGCAAGCUUCAGAAAUAAGACGGGCUCACCUUUGUGGAAAGUGUGGCAGCAAUGCAAACAAAGGUAUUCACAGAAAAUGUGAGCAGUCCUUUUGAAAAAUGUACUGCAUGCUCAUUAAUCAAUUGAGUUGAUCUACUCUCAUGGAAUAGGUUUGUCUUCUAACUCAUUUUUUUUAGAGCUCUUCAAAAGAUGCACUUUUGUUCAAUUUUGACAAAAACAAAAUGAUACUCAUUAACGUAAAGAAUCUGGUCAGGGAUGUAGCAUCACUGAUUCUGUCUGGUCAUAAUAUACUUAGAAAAAGAUCACAGUUACUAUCCUAACACCAGAGAAAUAAUAAUCUGUUCUGAGUUAUUUUAAUAACAAAAGUGCCAGUGAAUCCUCAGAAUAGAAAUGGGUUGUCCCAGAUUAACUUACUGGAAAUAAAUACCUUUGUCCCAUUUAAUGGUUAAAAACUAGGAAAUAUUAACUAGAAUGCCGUGCACAAAAUACAGAUUGCAAAGAGUUAAAGUGUAGUUCUACCCAUCAGUCAAGAGCUAAGAAGCAAGCAUUACUCAAUAUAUUAAAUAGUCAUUUGUAAAUUAGUGAAGUAUUCAGUUCCUGGGAAAUUAUCAUGUUAUGUGUUGAAGCUAUUACAGACAGUAUUUUGGAAAGCCUCUUAUUUAGCCAAAUUAUUACAUACUUUAGAUCAUGCCUAAUGAGAUGCCAAAUUGUAUACUGUAAUUAAAAUUUUAAUGUUAGGGUUUUACAUUCUGAAAUUAAGUCUCUUAUCUGAAAGCUUUUUGUUUUAUCAGUAGCAGCUUCAAAUAGUGACCCAAAUAAGGCAGCGUAUCAGCUCCUAUAUUAGGCCCCAAAGACCAUCAGUAAAUUGCGUGGAGCUUUUAGUUCAAGGCAAUGAAUAAACAGCACAAGAUGAGCUGUGCCUCUCCCCCUGCACACAGAUUUGACUCCAAAUACUGCCCUAAAAAACGUUUUUCCAAAAUACGAAUUCAUCAUAAAUGGUAGAAUAUUUACCAAUGGGAGAGUUUUAGGUUAAAAAAAUUAUGAGUUCUUGACAUUUCUAAUAGAGGAAAAUAGUUUUACUGAGACUAUUUUUCAGCAAAACUCCAUUUUCAUAUGCAUCUGGAAAUAGAUUCCAUCAACUAGGAUUUCUCUACAUAAAAAUGCCUUCUAUCUUAUGAUCAUAUAGCGAGGUGUUCUGUUAGUGUUGUCUGCCAGUCUUAGAAGUAAUUUCACUCUGUCCUAUGCUGUAAGCCUCAGAUACUUUAAAUUCCUAUUUGUUUUCAACAACUAUAAAUCCCAUUGAUGAAAAACAACAUGCCAAAAGUUCAGAUUUGUUUCAGUUAUACUUUUCUUUUUAAUGGGAAGUUAAUCCAAAUCAUUUUCCUGUCUCUGUCACCAUUUGCUUCUGUGUACCUCCUCGAAUAUUAUUUGCCUAUUUCAGCUUCCUCUAUAUAAAAUACUCACGUAAAACUAUAUUAUUCUGUAAGCACCAAACUCUCCUCAAUAAAAUGCUAUGUGCAUGGAUAUAAAAUGCUACUGCAAAGUGGAAGCCAGUGUGUAACCACCCAUUGACAUGUUGUUAGUGACAGGCCUCCACACAUGGGCCUUAAACCAUAGCAGACGGACGGUGAUAGGAAAUCCUGGGUUGAGAGUUACAAGUAAAGAUUCCUUUCCACCCUCUAGAACGUCACAGGGGUGAUCUCACUUCUGUACUGCCAGGCCGUACCAGAGCAUAUCAUGUAGUUUUACUAGCCUAUGGAGGUUCCAUUUUUUUUUUUUUUUUUUUUUUGGCGGUUUGAUUUUUGUCAGCCAAGGAAGACUACUCACAGCAAGUCAGUGCUGCCUCCUUUGAGUGGCUUGUCAACAUGAGUAUGUGCGAACAGAGGAGCUGUCUAACCUCUGCAGUCUUGAUGAAGCAACUGCAAAUGGAGAAAAGGGCUUUAGAGGGAUUGUGAUGAUUGAAUGCAAAAUCCCAGACGAGAAAGAUUUCUUUCCCCUGCAUAAAGGGGUCUGAGCCUACGAAUAGACCUUCUUUCUCUCCGAUCGAAGCCACUCACAUUCCUUUUCUCUAGGUCAAGUAACUAAUGAAAGUUUAUUCCAGUGUGAUUCAACGGAGCUUUCAAGUUGUGUAUUCCUCCUUAGAUGAGUCUGCAACAAGAACAGCUCCCCUGGGUGCUCCUGUUUUUGAAGCAAAGGUUGCUCUUAGAAACAUCAGUGUGAUGGAUUUUUUUUUCCCCUCCAAUAUUGAAAAGUUUCUACACUCCUUUGAAUCAUGUUAAAUUCCUCAUGAAUUUUGCGAAUGUGUUCCAUAAGAGUCACAAGUUAGAGGAAAUGUAGGUAGAUCAAAGAUUAUGGUUGAUGUUGGAACUAAUUUUAAGGGCCUGACAACUGCCAUCUUGAAAAGAAAGAAAGAUUCUAGAUGAUUGUCUCAAGAGAGACAGAGGGACUUUUUGUCGAAGGCCUACCAGACAGACAUAACUUUGUGACUACCAUUCCAAAGUUGUCUCUCCUCCACAGUGUCUGUUUUUCUUUGUGAAGUGUACAACACAAGUCUAAUGUCCACAGAAGGAAAUACUAAUGGGGAAAUUACUGUUGUUUUUUGUGUUUGUUUAGCUCUCUUCUCACAGUUGUGCUUGUUUAUUUAAGGCCUUCUGCCUUGGUCAGAGGUGAACAUUUAUCUGAUGAGUCUGAGUUUCUAUGAUGAAAUAUAAAACUUGUAAUAGUCAAACAUGUAGGUGACAGUGGAGUUAUUUUCCAUUUACUAAGGACCUUUGGUCCAAAUCCAACCUCUAAAAAAUUCGUGUACUUGACAAAUCGAAGAGUAAAGAAACACAAAUCAUGCAGAUGUUUGGUUUUCUUCCUAGAUGUGGACAUUAGCCAAAAUUGGCCUUUUUAGGAUACUGUCAACUAUUUUAAAAAUGUGAGUAAAGUGCCAUGAGUUCAUGCAUUAGCGUUGUACAAAAGAGCAUGGUCUGAUGAAAGCAAAGUAAACUUCAAGCAGAGCAAACCAACUCAAGGAAAGAACCGCUUCCAGAAAGCUGUGCAAGAUCAGAGAAUGAUAGCAUUGGCUAAACAAGCUUUCGACUUUAGAAGCAGAAAUGCAAAACUACUGUACCAUCCGUUGUCAUUUUCCUCGACUGCCCAGAUGUUGUGGUUAACCUAAAUCCAGCCGGUAAUGUUUCUGAGGACCCAGGCAUCAUGCUGAUUCCGUGUACUUCUCGCGGAGGAAACUGCCUUCUCCAGGUUGACCCACGCCUGAAAUUCUUGUCAUCACUCUGCCAGUACAGAGUUAUAAUUUGAUGUAAUGAAAGCAGGUAAACUAGUCCAGGUGCUUAAAACUGUGUGCUUAGAAAUACGUAACUCUGAUUAUUUAUACUGUCUGUAAAGUAUACAUAUGGAAUAGUAUGCUUUAUGUUGAGAGUUCUGUUGAUUCCAAAAGGAGAAUGCAGGAGAUGUGAAAUAGUAAUACUUUUAUUAAAAAUUCAUAUGAUUUCAAUCUAAGACAUAUAUAAAAAGUAAAAUCUUUGAAAAUCUAAAAUCAAAGUAAAAUCUUUGAAAAUCUAAAAUAAAACCACCAAGUUUUUCCAAAAAGAACAUUGGACAUACUGUGUGGCACUUUAUGCCGAAGGUUUUAUGGUAUGAGUGAGAUGAGACUCUUCGUUGACUUAGUGUUGGGUAAAUUCUGUUUGAUCCACACACUUGAAUAACUGUUUCAUGCUUUUCGCCUUUAUGUAUAUAUACAAAAGAUACAUCUUAUGGGAAAUCUAUAUUUGAUACAGCCUGGCUCAUUUGAGAUAUUAUAAUUUAUUUUCUAUGUGAGAAACUAAAUCUGUCAUUUGUUAGAUUUCAGCUGAUACAGAAUUAACAUGUAAUUUGUUGAAGAAACCAGUGUAGCUGGACAUCUUCCUUUUAGUAAAUACAUGUGCUCAUUAGAUGCCACUAAAAGCAUCAUGUAACUAGUUGCUGGUUUACAGUGUAGUUCUGGUUGCUGAUCCUGUCUUCAUGACACAAGCUCUUUUCUCUCUGUGCAUAAAAUACCUGCACACAGACAGUUAUUUCCUCUGAAUCAGUGAGCAACACUGUGUAAUGUAGCAUUUCACUGACAUUAUUCUUUUUAUCUAAUCUAAGGAAGAUAGUAAUUUUACCAAGUUCUAUCUUCUUAUAUCACUAAGUUUCUCAUCUAGGGAAGGACUGUGUGCUCUCUGAAGUUACAGCGUGUGUGAGUGUGUGUGCGUGUGUGUGUGUGUGUGUGUGUGUGUGGCGGACCCUACUAGCUCAGGUGACUUCAUUCGGGCAUAUAGUAUAUAGAUAGAUACUCAGCCUGAAUUAUCAUUGUUACAAAUACGGUAUUUAAUUAGGUAACAUGCAAGGUCAGCCUGGGAAAAAUAAGAUCAUUUAUGUUAUUGCAUUUAUCCAGUGUUCUUUUAGAAUCCUUAUUAUCAAUAUAUUUGAAAAUGUUAAUCAUUAUCCUGAUUGGAGAGGAGUUUGAAUUUAUAGGCAGUUACCUGAGGUCCAGACUGUACAGCUUAUCUGUCUACCACCCUCUCCACAAAGGACAGCUUGGCUUUCAGAAAACCAAGAUCACCUGUCCUCCCCAUUUGAAUGUGGAAUUAUUUUAGGAUUUUUAGGACCGAAUCAUUUUACCAUUUGCCAGAGUCAUUCACAAAACUAUGUUAAUCAGCUUUUCUUUAUAACCAGGAAACACCUGCAUUUUGCAACACAAAACUAUGCAUCUCUGUAUUUUCACUUCAUACUCAGGUUUUUGUCCCAUUUCUUCCAGAAAGACCCUCGAAUACCUCAGAAGGACUAUGCAAAUCCACGCUGUGUAUCACUGCCCCUUGUAUUGCUUCAUCUCAGGAGGCUACUUACAUGUUUACUAUCUUCCGAAUCAUUUAAACAUGCAUCUGUUAUGUUUAGAUAUUCUUAACUCAAUAUAGCUUUCAAAUCCUAUGGCUGCUAAAAUGUUAUUAAUAUGUUUUUAAGGAAAACUCAUAUCGAUAUCUAAAGUAAUGAAAAUCUUCACAUUUACUGAAAGCUAGUUUUCUCUUCAUUUUAAUAUAUUACAAUUUCCUGUGAAGAUACACUGAUAUGUAAGAAAUAAGCGCAUUCCUUAUUAAAGAGCUAACUUUGUCAGGACUACUGUUAUCAUGGCCUAUAAUUAAAAAAAA